AUGCCGUACAACAUUGCCAUGGUAUCGGACUUCUUCUAUCCGCAACCGGGUGGGGUGGAAUUGCAUGUCUACCAAUUGUCUCAACGACUCAAACAACGUGGCCACUCGGUAGUCAUCAUCACACACGCAUACGACAGCCGAACAGGAGUGCGGAUCCUCACCAACGGAAUUAAGGUGUACUACGUGCCGUUUUUCGUGCUCUAUCGAAACUCCACCUUUCCCUCAGUCUUCUCUGCAUUCCCUAUUCUUCGAAACAUCUUCAUUCGCGAAAAUAUUGACAUUGUGCACGGCCAUGGAUCUCUCUCGUCUCUGUGCCAUGAAGCCAUUUUGCAUGCAAGAACCAUGGGCAUGAAGACCGUGUUUACAGACCACUCUUUGUUUGGUUUUGCUGACGCGGGAAGCAUCGCUGGAAACAAGGCUCUGAAAUUCACACUGUCUGAUGUUGGCCAUGUAAUCUGCGUGUCUCACACCUGCAAGGAAAACACAGUGUUGCGAGCAUCUCUGGACCCUUCAAUUGUCAGUGUCAUUCCCAACGCCGUCGUCUCUAAAGCAUUCACCCCUGAUCCAACCAGAGCAGACCCCAAUUACAUCACCAUUGUUGUCAUAUCACGUCUCUACCCUAAUAAAGGAGCCGAUCUGCUCACCGUCAUCAUCCCACGAAUCUGCGCACUCCACCCACGCGUUAAGUUCCUCAUUGCAGGUUCAGGACCCAAGGAAAUCGAUCUGCAGCAAAUGAGAGAACGAUACAGACUGCAGGAGCGAGUCGAGCUGAUUGGUAGCAUUCGACACGAAGAAGUGCGUGAUCUCAUGGUCACAGGAAACAUUUAUUUGCAUCCAACUCUGACGGAGGCCUUUGGAACCGUCAUUGUUGAGGCCGCUAGUUGUGGUCUACUUGUGGUCACUACAGACGUUGGUGGCAUUCCAGAGGUGCUGCCCUCGCACAUGACAGUAUUUGCCAGCCCCUCGGAAGACUCACUGGUGGACUCGACUAUGAAAGCGAUUGCGAUCUUGGAGAAGAAGGAGGUCGACCCAACCACUUUUUACAACGAAAUCAAGGGCAUGUACAAGUGGUCGGAGGUCGCAAGGAGAACUGAAAAGGUCUACGACUCAAUCAAUGAGGAAUCGUUGAAUGAGCCACUGUUGGACCGACUGGCAAAGUUCUAUGCGUGCGGGGAAUGGGCUGGAAAACUCUUUGUCAUUUGCGUAUGCGUCGAUGUUAUGUUAUAUGCUAUACUGGAGUUGUUUUGGCCUAGACACACCAUUGACCGAGUAAAACCUUGGCCUCGAGUCAAGUCUGGAGAAUAA
Molecule: messenger RNA, 1305 nt
Organism: Yarrowia lipolytica CLIB122
Lineage: Eukaryota; Fungi; Ascomycota; Dipodascomycetes; Dipodascales
Biological process (GO): GPI anchor biosynthetic process
Cellular component (GO): glycosylphosphatidylinositol-N-acetylglucosaminyltransferase (GPI-GnT) complex
Molecular function (GO): phosphatidylinositol N-acetylglucosaminyltransferase activity
Source: RefSeq, a predicted model, not a curated record